Molecule: messenger RNA, 3132 nt
Organism: Dictyostelium purpureum
Lineage: Eukaryota; Evosea; Eumycetozoa; Dictyosteliales; Dictyosteliaceae
Exons: 3
Coding region: 1-3132 (1043 amino acids)
Source: RefSeq, a predicted model, not a curated record
AUGUCUUCAAAUAAUGGUCUUUUAGAAGAGCAUACAUUUAAUAAUAAUACAGAUAUUUAUAUAGAAAAAAGCGAGGAUAAUAAUAAUAACAAUAGCAAUAGUAAUAGUAAUAAUAUUUAUAAUAAUUAUUCAUCAAUGACAAUGAAUGGUCAUCAAGAUUUCAAUAAUCAAGUUGAUUAUAAUAAACAGUAUCAGCAAACAUCACCACAACAACAAACACAACCACAACAACUUCAACAACAACAACAACAAAAUCCAAAUGAUAUCUAUCCAAGACAAAUGAUCUCAUCCCCAAUGACUCCCAUAGAUUCAAAUAACUAUACACAACAACAACAACAGCAAUUACAUAAUAAUCCAAGUGAUAAAAAUCCUAGAAGCCCCAUUCCAAAUGAAUAUACACAACAGCAAUCAAACAUAAAUGGCGGUGAUGUUAAUAUUAAUAAUACCAGUGAUUUAAAUAAUAGCGGUGGUUUAGAAAACAGCAAUAAUGUUAAUGGUGUUUAUCAAAAUUAUAAUCCAAGAUCACCAAAUAAUAUAAAUCCUUUAUCUCCACCUGUAUCUCAAAUGCAGCAACCUCAUACACCUCAACAGCAACAAAUACAGCAGCCACAACAACAACAAAUUUUAAGUCCGCAAAGUAGUGACGCUAUUUCACCAAGACAUCAAGUUUAUAUUAAUCAUCCAUCAUCACCAACCCAAAAUACCAAACCUCCACAAAAUAUACCAAAGUUCCAUAAACAACAAAUGGCCCAAUGCCAGCAAAAAUAUCAACAAACUUCGCAACAAGUUGCUUAUGUUCAAACCCAACUCCAAAAUCCUAAUCUACAACAAACCAACCCACAAAACUAUGUACAUCUUCAAUCAGCGAUGGUUCAGCUUCAACAAAAUUUACAAAAACUUAAACAAAAUUUUCAUAUGAAUUCGAGUCAAUUAUUAUCACUUCAAACACAAUUCUCACAAUUACAAACUAAAACUACACCCACACAACCACAGCAAGCAGGUCAACCUCAACAAGCAGGUCAACCAAAUCAAACAGGCCAACCUAUUCAAUCUCAGACACAGCAAGCAGGUCAGCCUAAUCAACAGGUUCAGUUACAACAUCUUCAACAAUUACAGCAAUUCCAGAUACACCAACAACAACUACAACAACAACAACAGGUUCAACAACAACAAAACCAACAAAUUCAAUUACAGCAACAACACAUUCUUCAGCUCCAACAACAACAGGCCCAACAACAAGCUCAACUCCAACAACAACUCGCUAUGAAUGCAGCAGGGACCCCAAAUGAAAAAAAUAAUAAAAAGAGAAGAGCAGAGGGUUUGGACGAUAGAAAGAAGGAGGCCAAGCGUCAGGAGCUUGAUCUUGAAUAUAAGAAAAUUAUUGAAGAGGCUUUGGUUGAGCGUAAGCUUGCUACCCAACCAGAUUAUAAGAAUCCAUUUAAAUCAUUGCAAGAUGCCAAUGAAAGAUUAAGUUGUUUCAGAGUUUUUUCAAUACUCGAGCCACCACCACCACCAACAAAAACCGAAGAGGAGGAUAAGAAACCUAUCAACGAUUUAUUAAAACAUGCUAAAAGCUACUUUAAUACCAAGUUUGAUAAGCAUUCAGAUGAACAAGUUCAGCAACAAGAUUUUCAAUAUUCUAAUGAUUAUCAUUUAUUGUGGAGAUGUUUAGUAGCCGAUAUGCCCGAUUAUAAAGCUCAAUAUCAAAAGGCCAAAUCAGCUAUAUUUGCAUCACCACCACAAAAUGUACAAAAACCAGCUGCAUUAUUAUCUCCAGCUACCACAAGCGCUACUCCAUCUGUCGCCACACCAGCUGUUGUUACACCUACUCUUACUCCAUCAAUGGUUUCACCAACCACUGCAACUCCACAUUUCCUUUCACCAAACCCAAUUACCCCAUUGCCAACACAAACAUCUACCCCUACAACUACAUCAGUCACUGUUUCUAAUUUACCUCAACAAGAUUCUGUUGCUUUACCAUCAACAACCAUUAAUACAUUACAACCAGAAAUAAAUAGUUUAGCAACUGACUCGACUAAUAUUACAACAACAAAUCCAGAAAAUAAUAAAACACCACUUGAAAACACAACCGAACCUAAUGUAGAUAGCGAAACAAAACCAAUAAUAGAGAGUAUUAAUAAUAGUGAUGGUAUGAGUAUGGAAGAAAAUACUAAUGAAUCAACUACUAUUAAUAAUACCACCGAAUUAAAUAACAAUGUAGAUAACAAUAAUGUAGAAAUUACACCAACAAAUACUACCACUGAAUCAGCUACUAUCACUAAUGCCCCAAUUGUAACCGAAUUAAUGGGCGAGCAAACUAUCACUAAUAACGAAAGUGAUCCAAUAAAUACCAAUGCUAAUGAUGAAAACACUACCUCUGCUACUACUACUUUUGCAACAACACCAACCACUAACACUCCCCCAACAGCAGCUGUAGCCUCAAUGGCAUCAAUUUCACCAACUCUUAAUGAUAGCGAAAACAAUACAACAAUUACUUCAACCACAGCUAAUUUGUCAACACCCACAACUCCAAUCCCCGCAACUAAUAAUAAUAUUGAAAACCAAAUCCAACAGCCACAGCAACCAAUUCAACAAGAGGAAAUUUCAUCAAAUGAAAGCAAUAAUAUGGAGAUUGGUGAUAAUAAUAUUGGAAAUGGUUUAAAUAAUGAAGGUAUUAUCAAUAAUACUUCUGAAAUUAAUAACCAAGGCAAUAUUAAUAACAAUGAUAAUAUUAACCAAAUGGAAAUUGAUGCUAGUGCUGACAAAAGUUUUGGUAAUAUAAAUAAUAAUAUGGAUAGUAAUAUGGAUAAUAAUAUAACAAUUGGUAACUUUGAGAAUACAAAUAGUAAUGAAAGUACAUCCCAAGGUAUAAUUGAUAAUAGUAAUAAUAAUAAUAGUUUAAAUGAUUUUAAUAAUAGUGGUUUAGUUAAUAAUAACAUGUUUAUCGAUAAUGAUAACAUUAAUAAUAAUAAUAAUAAUAAUAAUAAUUUAAAUACUGAAAUCAAUAGUAAUAUUAAUUUUGGUAAUAUCGAAAAUUUUAAUCCAGAGAAAAAUAACAACACCUUUGAAAAUAAUAAUAUAAUUGCAGGGGAUAGUAAUAUGAACGAAACUGGCGCCGAAAAUAAUAUUUAA